AAUAUGGCGGUGGCCAUCGGAGUGUUGUGAGUUGGAGUGGACUCGGUGAAGUUUUUAGGUGCUUUCCGGGACGAUGUGAAGUCAAAAAGUAGCCAGACUGUGACAUAAGUGUCAUGCAAUCAGUUGUACAAUACGGGAGAUGUCUUUCCCGGACUCUAGUGACUGUCAUAACCAGUGAACUUUCCCUACCCUGGAAAAAUAGAACUGGACGUGAACGCAGUUUGCACCUAGUUACGGCGGCUUCAGGCUACGGGAACCAUUCGCAUUCUCCCGCUGAAGUGCUGAAAAAGUGGUCUUUCGGUGAUGAUGCUUGCUUCAUUGCGAAGCACAAGUUAUCGGACAUUCUAGGCGUUGCUGAUGGUGUCGGAGGCUGGCGGUCAUAUGGAGUGGAUCCCUCCGAGUUCUCCAGUAAGCUUAUGCAAACAUGUGAACGCAUGGUCAAUCGGGGCCAUUUCCGUCCUCAAGCACCAGCAGAACUUUUGGCAGCCAGCUAUAGUGAAAUAUUGGAGAACAAGGAAUCUCUGAUAGGAAGCUGCACGGCGUGCCUGGUUUCACUCAAUCAAGAGGAAAAGACCGUCUACACCGCCAACUUAGGUGACAGUGGCUUCCUUAUUGUAAGGAAUGGCCAAGUUAUUCAUAGAUCUGAGGAACAACAACAUUACUUCAAUACUCCGUUCCAGCUGAGCGUGGCACCUCCUACACAUCGUGGACGAGUAUUAAGUGAUAGUCCCGAGGCAGCUCAGAGGACGUCUUUCGGGGUCCAGAUAGGUGAUAUUAUCCUGCUGGGAACGGAUGGUCUUUUUGAUAAUCUUUCUGAUGAUAUGAUACUCGAUCAGUUACAAGAUCUGAAGGGAACCUCUAUGGAAUGUAUACAACAGAUAGCUAAUUCCUUAGUUAAAAAGGCUUUACAAGUAGCUUUUGAUCCAGAGUGUAUGUCACCGUUUGCUCUGUCUGCAUGUGAACAUGGUAUAGAAUGUGUAGGUGGUAAGCCCGAUGAUAUCACGGUACUACUAGCCCGUGUAGAAGAACAAGAGUCUUAACAACCGUUCAACUCCUAGAGGAAGAGAAUUCGAUUUUAAAGCAAGUUUUUUGCUGUUAGGAUCAUACUUCUUUUAUCUUCAAAGAGAGCUUUGCUGCCUUUAUCUAACCAGGUUUGAAUGUUUGGGGAGUCACUUUCUUUACUAGGAAUAUGAGUUUUGCGCAUAAAAUAUCAUCAUAACAAUUCAACAGAUGUUCACUCACUACAGGCUCAUCUGAAAUACUGUGGUUGCCAAAUUUUCCAUAAAGCCAAAAUUUGUAAAAUAUUCUUUAGUUUCUUGUGCUAGUAUUUAUCUUGUCUGUGUAACUCCGUAAAAGUGUUUUCAGAAAAUACACCAAGGUGUUAAACUAGGACACCUGAUAGCUAUUUUGAUGUUAUUUCUGUAUAUGGGUCACAACAUCUGUCAAAUCAUCCAGGCGAGCUGGUAAGAGGGGGUGGGGCAGCUAUUUGAGAUGAAAAUUUGUUAAAUCAAACUUGUUUUGAAAGUUCCCAUGACUGUGUACGGUGUUCUCCACGAGGCCAUUUGUCAGGGCAGUCUACCCUACCUUGGCAGCUUACCACCCUACCUUGCUCUAGAUUUCAUAAAGGGUUUCUAUGGGGCCACCCUACCUUAAAUUAUUGGCCACCCCACCUUGUGUUGCACAGUGGCAAAACUUCUUGAAUAUCAAGGAUACCACCUCACGUUGAUAAAACCCUGUGGAGAACUGUGUGUGUACCAUGUUGGACACAAAGUCGCUUUCUUUAGUUUUGACCAAUAAUAGAUAAGUGUUCAGUAGUUUGUAAAUGUAUAUUAGAUGUAAGCAAGUGUAAAUAUUGAAGGGAGUGAGUGAGAAUUACUUGCAUGAUGGUGUGUGUUAGGCACUCUGAUGUACAGAGUAGUAAUUUUUUAUAAAUUUUGUAACUUUGUGUGAUGACAAUGGAGAUUUUGUGUGUUAUGUAGUUGAAGUAGAAAAAACUUUGAUCUGUUUCUGAUGGCCCGAAGGUGGCAGGGUUCUUUGUGCUGGUCCCUUUGUCUCAGUACAGUGACAGAGGCAGAGCGCUCACAGCAGCAUUACCCGAUCAGAAACAGGCCUGUGUGUAUUUUGUGCCUCUAGUUGAACUAGAGACUUCCAGGGUAGAAUUUAAUGUGUUUGUUAUUUUUUCUUGAGGGUUGUUUAAGAAAUAGUACUGCAGCAAUUCAGGGGAAUGAUCUCAAUAACUAUACAUGUAAGCAUGUACAUGUAAGAAAGUACAUGUACUUGAUGUAAGUUUAUAAAUUUUUGUUUAUUUGUGUAAAACUACCAAUGUAAAAUGUUCCAGAACAUCAUUCACACCCACAGUCCUACU
Molecule: messenger RNA, 2365 nt
Organism: Lineus longissimus
Lineage: Eukaryota; Metazoa; Nemertea; Pilidiophora; Heteronemertea; Lineidae
Product: protein phosphatase PTC7 homolog
Exons: 6
Coding region: 114-1040 (308 amino acids)
Biological process (GO): protein dephosphorylation
Cellular component (GO): mitochondrion
Molecular function (GO): protein serine/threonine phosphatase activity
Source: RefSeq, a predicted model, not a curated record